AUGUCCGCACAAAAUAAAUCUCCCGGGCUACAAUUAAUAGGUUCCAAAGGUACUGUAGACCCCCCUAUCGCUAACGGAAUGGGAUUGCUUUCGGUGAAAACUCCCAGGGGCAUGGAGUCCCCUAGAAUUUUGGAAGGAGGCUCACCCGACACACAUGUGAGGCCGGGCCUGAACAGGCCUCCGUCAAUACAGAAGAUUACGGAUGCAGCCCACAAGAUGAGCGACUACUUUUCUACCUCCAUGGCAAACUUACACAGCUCACAUAACAUGUCCGAAUCACCCACUUAUUCCAGAACAAGUUCCAACUCGUCUUUGGGAAAGCUGCUUGAAAGUUUUCACCACCACAAACCGAAUGCCACAACUCGAAAGAGCACAAGCUCAAUAGCCACCAGUCCCUCAAGGGACAAUCUAGGUAUCCUAGCACGUGCAAGACGCAGUAGUGCGAAACUGGACGAGUACGACCGCCAGACUCAUGAGGAAUCAGCGCCACCGCUCUCUCAACUGCCAAAAGUGAAGGAGACUCAUUACGUGCGCGUGGAGUACGAUCCGAUAACACACAAGAGAAUAUUGAACACGUACGAGAUUCUCAAAGACCUUGGGAGCGGCCAACAUGGCAAAGUGAAAUUGGCAAAAGACCUCAAUUCUAACGAGCUGGUUGCAAUAAAGAUUGUGGAUCGUGGGUCAAAGCCGAGACUGGGUCGAUUGACUCGACCUGGAUCGUCCCAGGAGGACAAAAUUAGACGAGAAAUAGCUAUUAUGAAGAAGUGCUCUCACCCGCAUGUUGUCAAGCUUUUGGAGGUACUGGACGCAGAAAGCUCAAGAAAGAUAUACAUGGUGCUAGAAUACUUGGAGAAAGGUGAGAUCCAGUGGCAGAAGGAGGACGAAGAGACAGGUUUCAAACCAGAGCCGCUCCUUUCAUUAUCUGAAGCAAAAAAUGUGUUCAGAGAUGUUGUCAGCGGGCUCGAAUACUUGCAUAAUCAAGGGAUCAUCCACAGAGACAUCAAGCCAUCAAAUUUGCUCGUUUCCAAAGACUACGUGGUGAAGAUAUCGGACUUCGGAGUUUCUUUUGCAGCAAGCUUGGAAGGAAAUGACGAAGUGGAGCUCGCUAAAACUGCAGGCACGCCUGCGUUCUUGGCUCCGGAAUUGUGCAAGACAGAUGGGUCUUUUGACAAGGUGACCUAUAAAAUAGAUAUAUGGGCGCUGGGAGUCACAUUGUACUGCUUAUUAUUUGGUUGUCUUCCGUUUAACGCAGAGUCAGAAUUUGCAUUAUUUGACACGAUUUGCAACAAGCCGUUAACCUACCCGGAUACCAAUAAAUGGAAGUGUUCGCCGCCAAUACCGGACUACGAUCUGAACCAAGCCAAGGAUCUUAUCAACAAGCUUCUCCAGAAAUCGCCUGAACAUAGAAUUGAUAUCUCUGAUAUAAAGGCACAUCCUUUCUUUCUUGAAGGGCUGUCCAGGGCCCAAUCUAGAAAGUACAAUGCCAAUUGGAAUAGUAAGAUGAAAAUCGCUGUCAGCAACGAAGAGGUUAACGAGGCAGUGGUUGGCAUUGGCAACAGGAUCAAGAAGAAGCUUUCUGAUGUGUUCAGGCUGACCGGUCUUUCUGUUCCUAAAACGAAACAAUCGCUCUACCUGCAAUCCUUAAAAGGCAUGAUGAGUCCCUCUGACUCAGAGUCGUCCACGGGCACUCCAACGAACGGCGAGCAUUCUUAUUUGCUGUCCGAGGCCCUCAGCACAAGCGGGUGGUCCAAGGGUUCCAGUCUUCCUCCUUCUCCGUCAGCCCAGAGCGCGACACCUCCAAAAUUAGUCAGUCGCCGCAACGAGCUGGCGCCUGGAAACCGCGAUUCUCUCGCCCUUUCCAUUGACUCGAGCACAACAGAUUCGUCGUCGUUAUCCAAAGCGGUCGCAACAAAACACAAUGUAGAUGCAGAUUCGCUCAUUGCACCAAACCGAAGAGGCUCUUCGGCACUAAGUCAACUUUCCGAGAUCAUCAGAACGACGAGCAACCCAGACUCGUCAAACAUGCCUAUGACGGAGAGCGAAAUGACAAUCACCACAGAUACCAGUGAGCGUGAGCUGAUCGCUCCGUCAGACCGCGUAGAUGAUAAAUCUGGUCACACAAAUAUAACAGAGGAGCAAGAAUCAUUGAACAGGGCCUCGUUGCCCGUGGUACCCAGCUUUGCUUCGCUGGACAGUUUCUAUGAAAACUCGUCCAAUCCGAAUACCUCCUCGCUCGAAACCUCAGUUUACGCAGGAAUACCAUCGCAGAGAUUGCCAACUAACUUAGACACGCGACAUGGUUCGGUGAGCUCCUCUAUGUCAAUAUCUCGUGCUUCACAAGGAGAACGUCGCUUUGCCCCUUCGCACGCACUGGGAAACGACGUUCCCUUGCACACGAUGAACUCUGCAGUGUCCGUGCCAGAACAUAUUAAAUCCGAUCUGGAAUCGAUGGCGCCGGCGAUCAGUAAUGAUUACUAUAGUGCAAGACACGUGCCCUCUGCUGGACGGCUUGCGAACAUCGCCGUGCCACAGCGCCGCAACUCGCGUAAAGUGGUCUUCAAUAACGGCUCCGAGAAUUGUGCUUCCUCUGACGACGAAGGGUCUUCAGAACAGCGCACGAUCAAAGUGUCGGGAAACCCUCAAGAAACUCAGAAGUCCCCAAACAGUGCCGCGCGCAAUCCUCUGUACGGGAAAAAACUGGUUAUUGCGCCAGCUACUCACGACUCUGAUUGCGAGUCAGACUCCGAAGACUCCGACGAGUCAAUUGAGCUGACGCUGUCGUUUGGAAAGAAUCGCUCUCGACCUCCCCUUGUUGCACGUCCCUCGCUUCCGCGUGCUGCGAGCCACGCCACUUCGAUUAUCCAGGACAGCAUACACGACGUUCCCCUGAACUUGAUUUCACCAGACUAUCAGACGGAGGCCAGCAAACUGAUUCCUGGGAUAGGAAAUACCGAUUUGAGCGGCAAGUAG
Messenger RNA from Ogataea haglerorum, 2970 nucleotides. RefSeq lists its product as uncharacterized. Gene Ontology annotation, molecular function: ATP binding; protein kinase activity. The transcript has a single exon. Bases 1 to 2970 code for a protein of 989 amino acids. Gene Ontology annotation, biological process: protein phosphorylation. The record is from RefSeq and is a predicted model, not a curated record. Lineage: Eukaryota; Fungi; Ascomycota; Pichiomycetes; Pichiales; Pichiaceae.